AUGGAGAGUUCCAGUAAUGAAGCAAGUAACGAAUUCAACAAACUAUUAAACAAAGAAAUUGAAUUUGCGAAAGAAGUGAAGCUGAGGAAAGAUGCGAACAGGAAUAAUAAUAGGAACGAAACUAGUUCUAAAGUCAAAGAUGCGAGCGGAUUUAGACUGAGAGUUAUUCAAACAGAUGGGCGCAAGACCAAAAAGACUGAUCCUGAUUAUGAAGUGACAAUUGACGGACCCUUGAGGAAGAUUGAGCCAUAUUUCUUCACUUACAAAACUUUUUGUAAGGAGAGGUGGAGAGAUCGUAAGUUAGUGGAUGUGUUUGUAAGUGAAUUCAGGGAUCGAGAGCCCAGUUAUUAUGCCAAGACCAUUGCAGAGGGCAAAGUGUUCUUAAACGAUGAACCUGCAAAUCUUGAUACUAUCAUUCGUGAUGGUGAUUUGAUCACACAUAAAGUGCAUCGACAUGAGCCGCCAAUUACAUCGAAACCUAUAGAUAUUGUGUUUGAAGACGAAGAUAUCCUUGUCAUUGACAAGCCCAGCAGUAUUCCCGUGCAUCCAACGGGCAGGUUCAGAUUCAAUACCAUUACAAAGAUGCUUGAAAGACAGUUAGGAUAUUCAGUGCAUCCAUGUAAUCGACUAGACAAGCCCACUAGUGGGCUAAUGUUUUUGGCCAAGACUCCACAAGGUGCAGAUAAAAUGGGAGACCAGAUGAAGGCGAGGGAGGUCACCAAAGAAUACGUAGCCCGCGUGAAGGGCGAGUUCCCUAUAGGCAUAGUGGAGGUGGACAAGCCUGUCAGAUCCGUUAAUCCUAAAGUUGCAUUGAAUGCUGUUUGUGAAAUGAGUGAUGAAAAUGCCAAGCAUGCCAAGACCGUUUUCCAGAGGGUUAGCUACGAUGGACAGACAAGUAUUGUCAUGUGUAAACCAUUGACGGGUAGAACCCAUCAAAUAAGAGUCCAUUUGCAGUACUUAGGGUUUCCCAUAGCCAAUGACCCUAUAUACUCGAACCCGGAUAUCUGGGGCCCAGAAUUGGGCCGUAAUGGACUCCAAAACUAUAAUGACAUUGUUUUGAAAUUAGACGCUAUUGGUAAAACUAAGCCCGCAGAGAGCUGGAUCCAUCCUCAUAGCGAGGGGGAGUAUUUGCUUGGUCGUCAGUGCGAAGAAUGCGAGGCUGAAAUGUACACAGAUCCUGGUACCAACGAUCUCGACCUCUGGCUGCAUGCCUUCCGGUACGAGUCCUUGGAAAGAAACCCAGAUACGCAAAAGCCUCUCUGGAGCUACAAAACAAAAUAUCCAGAAUGGGCCUUAGAACCACAUCGCCAAUACAUGGAAAUGGCCGUUAAGGAAGCCGACAAGUGUGGUCCGACAAAGACUGCCUUCAGUGUAGGUGCCGUUCUCGUCCAUGGAACUCAAGUGCUCGCCACAGGCUAUUCAAGAGAGCUACCGGGGAACACUCAUGCAGAGCAGUGUGCCUUAAUAAAGUACUCACAGUUACACCCUAACUGUCCUUCUGUAGUCCCUAUGGGAACCGUGCUCUAUACAACCAUGGAACCGUGCUCCUUCAGACUAAGUGGAAAUCAGCCCUGCUGCGAUAGAAUCCUGGCCACCCAAGGCGCCAUUGGUACCGUCUUCGUGGGGGUCAUGGAGCCUGAUACAUUUGUUAAAGACAAUACAAGUUUGAACAAGCUGGAAUCGCACGGCGUGAACUACAUACAAAUACCAGGUUACGAGGAAGAAUGCACCAUCAUCGCCUUCAAGGGCCACAGCGAUGAUGAUGACAAAGCGUAG
Saccharomyces paradoxus is the source of this 1776-nucleotide messenger RNA. It is a transcript of the gene RIB2, whose product is annotated as bifunctional DRAP deaminase/tRNA pseudouridine synthase RIB2. Gene Ontology annotation, biological process: pseudouridine synthesis. Bases 1 to 1776 code for a protein of 591 amino acids. Gene Ontology annotation, molecular function: pseudouridine synthase activity; RNA binding. The record is from RefSeq and is a predicted model, not a curated record. Lineage: Eukaryota; Fungi; Ascomycota; Saccharomycetes; Saccharomycetales; Saccharomycetaceae. The transcript has a single exon.